Tetrahymena thermophila SB210 is the source of this 2460-nucleotide messenger RNA. Its product is annotated as C2H2-type zinc-finger protein. Lineage: Eukaryota; Ciliophora; Oligohymenophorea; Hymenostomatida; Tetrahymenidae. The transcript is spliced from 2 exons. Gene Ontology annotation, biological process: regulation of transcription by RNA polymerase II. Gene Ontology annotation, cellular component: chromosome. The record is from RefSeq and is a predicted model, not a curated record. Gene Ontology annotation, molecular function: chromatin insulator sequence binding.
AUGGAAGACAUUGAUAGCCAACAAAACCUUGAAUUCGUUUGUGAACAAUGCAAACGUACUUUUUCUAAAAAGAGUAAAUUAUCUCGUCACGUUCGUGAAUCUCAUCUUAAUAUUAAGAACUUCACUUGCACAUAAUGCAACAAGACUUUCAAGCGUAAUUCCCAUUUGAAACGCCACAUGAUUUCUCACUCUGCUGAACCUAAACCAUUCAAAUGCAGCCAAUGUACUAUGCAAUUUGCUUGUAAGCACCACUUAGAAAGACAUAUCAAGACUCUUCAUGCUGAAGAUUUCCCUUUCUAAUGCGAAAUUUGUCCUUUAAGAUUCCCUAAACGUGCCUGCUUGUACAAGCACUUAACCUUCAUCCACAACUUAAAGAAGCCUUACAAAUGUGGUGAAUGUGACAAGGAUUUCUUCAAGAAUGGAUAACUUAUCCGCCACUUAAAGAGAGUUCACCCUAAUUCUUUCAAUGCUUAACAAUAACUCAUGGAAGCUUAAGACUACCAAAUCUAAUAACGCAUUCAAGCCAAUCUCGCUUUGAAAAACGAUAAAAAAGAUGGCAAAUUAUCCGCUGAUCCUACUAAAUACUCUAGCUAUAUGAAUAACUAAUCUAAUCCUACUGCUACUAUUUCCACCUUCAAUAACGAUAAUGCCUAUUACUCUGAAUCUUUCUAGAAGAAUCAGCAAAACGCUACUUGCUAUUACUAUUCACUUGAAAAUUAAAUAUAGAAUCUUAACAGUCUUAACGGAGUCUAACAAUAUUAACAAUAACAACAAUAGCCCUAAUCUUCUGCUACUUCUGUUAUUUCCUUCUCUUCUUCCUCUUAUCCUUCUUCCACCUCUCCUGCUAACUUCUACGACCAAAGCUAGUACUUCAAAAACAUGACUGAUAAGUAUGGUUAUGAUGAAAUCGAAGGCGAUUUAUAUGAUGAAGAAGAUGAUGAAGAUGAUGAUGAUGAUGAAUCUGAAGAUGAAAUCUACAAUAUGAUGUUUAAGCAAGGCGAACUUAAGAAUAAUAAGAAAAUUUAAUAAGAUGAUGAUGAAAAUUCAUUUUACCUCAUUUCUGCUGCUGCCAACGCAGCUUCUUUGAGACCUCCCCUCAAAAAGGAAAAGAAAAUAAAAAAAGAAUCUAAGAAUGCUCCUUUUGGUGGUAGAAAAUGUAAUUCUUCUGCAAAUAGAAAAUAAAGCACCAAGAACGAAGAAAUUUACAUGCUUGAUAACAACCAAAUCAAUAACUUCGAAGAAUAGAUGCUUCCUCUCCAAAAACGCAAGCUCAGCGAAGAAAUUUUCUGUCAUCUUGGCCUUAUUGGUAAUAGCACUGCCUAAAACAACUUCAAUAAUCUGAACUCCUACUUUUUGGCUGCUGAAGACGAACUUAACAACGCCAAUUAAUAGCUUUAAUUACAACAGUAACAAACAAUUGAAGGCUGCAGCGGACUCGAGAAUAACUUUUUGAAUUAUUCUUCUGCCUACUUGCCUUAAUCAUUCGGAUUAACUCCUGCAGGUGCUACUGUUGCUUAAAAUGCUGUAUGUUCUGCUUCAUAGGAAAAUAGCAGCAACGAAAAAUAAUAAUAAUAAUAAUAAAUAUGCACAGAAACAUUGAUAAAUAACGGUAGUAGCAGCAGUAGCAACGGCAACAACGUAGCAGUACAAUAAUAAUUUAUCAAUAAUAAUAACUUGAAUAAUAUAUAAAGUAAUAUUUAUUAUUAACAAAAACAUGAACAAGAAUAGUAAUGCACCGCCGCAGCCUCCUCCUAACAAUUUGGCAGCAAUACUUGGCCUUUAUGUUAGAGUGGCUCAGCUAUUUAAGGAAGUACAACAACAUAAAAAGUCUGCUACGUGCCUGGCUGCUCUACUUCAUCAAUGCAACCGACACAAAAAUAAUACUAACAACAGUAAUAAUAAUCACAAAAUUCUUACACAUAAACAUCACAAUAAUAGUUAACAUCCUAAGUUCCUGUGAUGAAUACUGCUACUGGUGUAUUUAAUAAACCUCAGCAACAAUAAUCAUCACAUUCCCUCGGAAUAUAAAAUAAUAAUAACUUUUCUCAUUAAUCUUCCUCUCAGUCUGAGCCUUUCUCAGUCAAGAAUGAAGACAACGGAAAUAAUACUCUCUUACCUAUUAUCUACCCUGUGGAGACUUUCUUCAACAACGCUCAAUACAGCCAAGAAGAAGCUGUCUAUCCAUCUCAAAGCAGCCAAUAGAACGAAGUGAACUUUGACUUCUUGAAUCUGAUGGAUUAUAACAACGGCAACUAGAACCACAAUAGCAGUACCAACUACCACCAAAUGCUUAACUCAGAUUUCCUCCAAAUGAAUAGCAUUUUGAUGAUGGACUACUCAUCCAAGCUCCAAAACUCUCAGUACUAGAUCCCUCAGAUUGUACUUCCUUUAUCUUAAAACGGCUUACAUAGUUCAUAACACAUUGGAAUUAACUAUGCUUCCAUUGCCAAAACUAUGUGA